UUGAAAUGAAUGAACUCUGCCAUCUACAAUGGACCGAUGGCUGAUGUUUUUUAAUAUUUUAGUUUCGUGGUUAUAUUAACUUUGUUGAUUAUAUGUUAUUAUUAUAACAAUAAUAAGUAAAUACUUAAAAAUAUAUGAAUAAAUAAAUAUGUAAUUUAUGGUACAUGGUAGUUAUUGUUUAUCAUUAUACUGGAGGAGAGCUGUAAAUAUAUAAUAUAAAAAAAAUUUUCGUGGAUGCUGGUGGAAUUUUUUACAACAAUUAACAUUUAUAGACCGAGGAACCAGUGAUUUUUUUUAACUAUUAAGAUGUCUUCUAAGAGUGAAUUGAAAAAGUUGUCCGAAGAGAGUUUGACCAGACAGCCAGAAGAAGUGUUUGAUAUUAUUUGUAAACUUGGCGAAGGAUCUUAUGGAUCGGUGUACAAAGCUCUGCACAAAGAAAGUGGCCAAGUGCUAGCUAUAAAACAAGUACCAGUGGAUACUGACUUACAAGAAAUAAUUAAAGAAAUAUCUAUAAUGCAACAAUGUGAUUCUCCAUACGUUGUUAAAUACUAUGGGAGUUACUUUAAAAACACAGAUCUCUGGAUUGUAAUGGAGUAUUGUGGAGCUGGUUCUGUUAGUGACAUAAUGAGGUUACGGAAAAAAACACUGCAAGAAGAUGAAAUCGCAACGAUUCUCUGUGAUACUCUUAAAGGUUUAGAGUAUCUUCACUUAAGAAGAAAAAUACAUAGAGACAUUAAGGCUGGUAAUAUCUUGCUCAAUAAUGAAGGUCAUGCUAAAUUAGCAGACUUUGGUGUGGCUGGUCAACUAACGGAUACGAUGGCUAAAAGAAAUACUGUGAUUGGUACUCCAUUCUGGAUGGCGCCGGAAGUAAUUCAAGAGAUUGGUUACGAUUGUGUCGCAGAUAUUUGGUCUCUAGGAAUAACAGCGUUGGAGAUGGCAGAAGGGAAACCUCCUUACGGUGACAUCCAUCCUAUGAGAGCGAUAUUCAUGAUCCCGACGAAACCUCCUCCAAGUUUCCGAGAACCUGAUCAGUGGAGCCCGGAGUUUAUUGACUUUGUCAGUGUGUGUCUUGUCAAAAAUCCCGAAGAACGUGCGACAGCCACGGAGCUGCUGAAUCAUGAGUUCAUAGGCGCUGCAAAGCAGCCGAAUAUUCUUAGUCAGAUGAUCGCGGAUGCUCAUGAGAUACGCGAGAAACAGAGCGCUCACCGUACUCAUAUUAUUAACAAUGUCGCGAUCAAAGGACAGAAUAAUGCUGAUGAUUCGGAUGAGGAAGAUUGUAGCGGAACGAUGAAACUUCUCCCAGAAGAUCCGGGUACUCUGGUUCCUGGAGAUCUACCAGAUACUGGAACUCUAGUUUCAACAAUACUCGACUUGGGUACUAUGGUAAUCAAUAGUGACACUGAUAAUGAAGCUACAAUGAAAAGGCACAACACAGGUUCCGUUGAGUCAGGAAAAAAAUACCGACCCCUAUUUCUCGAUCAUUUUGAUAAAAAAGAAGCUCCAGAAAUCGUCAAGGGCAAUGGCCAGAUCCUACACAACACCGAAGCAGAGAAUAAAGUCGAUCCACCAACUCCGACGGAAUCUCAGAGGUUCCAAAGCCAUUUACAGCUCCAACUAAAUCAAAUAUCUCAUCCAGUGCCUGACCAACCGCAUAAUAAUAUUCCUAAAUUUCAAAACGCAUUCACAGAACGUGAUUUUGACUUUAUAAACAACCAUAUCCUGCAGUUAAAGUUCCUCUCGUACGAGGAGCUGCAGCAACGGAUGAUUAGUCUUGACGCAGAGAUGGAACGCGAGAUUGAUGAACUCCGAAGGAGGUAUCAGACUAAGAGACAGCCAAUUCUCGAUGCCAUGGAUACUAAGAGAAAACGCCAGCAAAAUUUCUAACAGUUUGGUAAUUUUUGUACGUUAAAAUAGAUGUGUGAUGAUAGUGUACAGUUGUAUAAAUUUAUAAAUUUUAUUCUGUAAUCAUGUCGCGAAUUUACGUACUCCUGUGAGUGUAACUCACAUUUAUUUACAACACAUAGUGCAUCUUAUUAUUUUUACUUACUCUUUGUCUCUUCUUGAUAUAUUUCAGCUGAAAUUAUUUUCGAAUUGGCUUGUUUUAAUUGAUUAAUGCACUUUGGUUAAUAUUAGUGUAAUAUAUUUUUAUUAAAUUUUUUUCAUCGCUAAUUUUUUUUUUUUUUUUUAUUUUUUUUUAUUUAAAGCAAUUAACUAGUUAAAUCUGAAAGAAAAUGAGGAUUUAUUUGCAAUAAUAUUUGUUUAAUGAUUUAAUUGAUAAUUUGUGUCAAGUCUUAAACCUUGAUAUGAAUAAUUAAGCUCUAGUGAUAUAGACGGUAAUACAAUAUAUUAUUUUUCCAUAAAUUUUUAAAUAAUUGAAUUAAUAAUCAAAUUUACUUGCCAAAUAAUUUAAUAAAAAUCAAUAGAAUAUAAUAAAAUAAAAAUCUUAAGUCUUCACUUUUACAACUAAAUUCAUUAUAUAUCAAUACGUUUUCCCACAAUUAUUAAUAAAAUAUUAAAAUUUAUCUUACUUUAACUUAUAAUAAAACUAUUUGAGAUGUUUAAAGAUGCACAUGUAAAAAAUAACAAUAUACACAAGUUGAUUCAUUAUGAUAAUAAUUAAAAAGGAAAGAAAGAAAAAAAAACCUAGAAAUUAGUCUUCCUAUUUAAGGCAUUUAUGCGUUAUUAUUCAGUUUAUUAUUAUUAUCAAAAAGAAAAAUAAAGAAAAAAAAAUGUUACUUGAGCUAUUUAAAAU
Cotesia glomerata is the source of this 2752-nucleotide messenger RNA. It is a transcript of the gene hpo, whose product is annotated as serine/threonine-protein kinase 3. The transcript has 10 exons. Gene Ontology annotation, molecular function: ATP binding; protein serine/threonine kinase activity. Gene Ontology annotation, cellular component: cytoplasm. NCBI's taxonomy places the organism in Eukaryota, Metazoa, Arthropoda, Insecta, Hymenoptera, Braconidae. Bases 307 to 1884 code for a protein of 525 amino acids. The record is from RefSeq and is a predicted model, not a curated record. Gene Ontology annotation, biological process: intracellular signal transduction; protein phosphorylation; regulation of MAPK cascade.